AUGAGCAGGGCGCUGACGGAGCACAUCACUGGCAGCUUCCGAGAAGAUGCUCCUCGUCCUCCGGUACCGGGGGAGGAGGGAGAGGCGUCAUGCUACAACCCCAGCAAACCUGCCAACAAAAUGAGAGCCCAGAACAAGGUUAAAGAUCUCUCCACCGCACCUCCCGGCUCGACGCCGAGGAGGAACGAGGAUGGACUGGGGGAACCGGAGGGCAGCGCGUCGCCGGACUCGCCCCUGGUCCGGUGGACCAAGUCUUUGCAUUUUCUUCUGGGCGACCAAGACGGCGCCCAUCUGUUCAGGACCUUUCUGGAGCGGGAGAAAUGCGUGGACACGUUGGACUUUUGGUUCGCCUGCAACGGCUUCAGGCAAAUGGACUUAAAGGAUACCAAAACGCUGCGUGUUGCCAAAGUUAUUUUCAAGCGGUACAUCGAAAACAAUAGCAUCGUCGCCAAGCAGCUGAAACCCGCCACCAAGACUUUCAUAAGGGAUAGUAUUAAGAAACAGCAAAUAGACUCCGCGAUGUUCGACCAAGCACAAACGGAAAUUCAGACGACCAUGGAGGAGAACGCGUACCAGAUGUUUCUAACUUCUGACAUAUACCUCGAAUACGUGCGCACCGGCUGCGAGAACGCAGCCUACAUGAGCCACGGCGCGCUCGGCAGCCUCAAGCUCAUGUGCGGAUACCUUCCACCUCUCAUGGAGGAAGAGGAGUGGAGUUGUAACGACCUGAAGGCGAAAACGCUGGCGUCCGUGGUUGGGCUGUCGGCGAAAACGCUGAGAGCCACCGCCACCAUUCGGACAGCGGCUCAAGUGCUGGAGGCUGGGUGCAGAUCACGUGGAAGAGACCCCACCAGCCCUUAUUUCGUCAACUCGGGCUACGUGUUCGCCCCCGCCACCAGUGCCAACGACAGUGAGAUCUCCAGCGAUGCCAUGACGGACGAUUCCAUGUCCAUGACGGACAGUAGUGUAGAUGGAAUCCCUCCUUACAAGCUGGGCACAAAGAAGCAGCUCCAGCGAGAGAUGCAUCGCAGUGUCAAGAUCAAUGGCCAGGUUUCUUUACCCCACUUUCCUAGGACUCACAGGCUGCCGAAGGAGAUGACCCCUGUGGAGCCCUCAGCCUUUGCUGCCCAACUUAUCGCCCGGCUGGAGAAGCUGAAGAGAGAGCAGGACACAAUGAGUUCACUGGAGGAGAGACUGCAGCAAAUUCAGGAGGAAGAGGAAAGAGAGGACGGUGAUGACCUUGCCUGUGACGCAUCCCUUCACCACCCUCUGCUGCCCUCCAAUAACCAGUGUGAGGAGGAUCCCCAGGCCAUACUAGAUGAACACCUAUCCCGCGUACUGAAGACGCCUGGCUGCCAGUCCCCAGGUGUGACUCGCCACUCGCCACGCUCACAAUCCCCAGAUCGGACUGGUGCCUUGGUUUCCUCGAGCCCCUUUCUCGGUGCCUAUCCUGGGACCUCCAAGUUCCUAAUGGCAGGUCGACAGUCGACCAAGCACAUACACCACCACUACAUACACCAUCACCACGCUGGGCCCAAGACCAAGGAGCAGAUCGAGGCCGAGGCAGCUCAGCGCGUGCAGUGCCUCUGCCCUCCAGGGGGUGCUGAUUAUUCUGACUUCACACCUGCUCGCUGCAGCACUUUGUCCAAACGGCCGGUCAGGGCCUUAGAUGAGGGCAUGUCCCCGCCUCACCUACCCCUGGACACCACCGACCGUUCUCAGAAUGUUUGGCAGUGGAUCCUGGAGAGUGAGAGGCAGGGCAAGCACAAACCACACAGCAUGCAAGCCCUAAAGAAGUCCUUCCCUGUGGACUCAUCUUCCAAGACCCUGCCCAGCCGAACCCACUCUCUCUGGGGCGGAGGUGGAAUCGGCAACGCAGGUCACCUCCGCACACACCACCCUGGACACCCCUUCAUCCAGGACCCAGCAAUGCCACCCUUACCCCCACCCAACACCCUGGCACAGCUAGAGGAGGCCUGCCGCAGACUGGAGGAGGUAUCAAAGUCCCCCAAACAGAGGCAUUCAGCAGCAAUCAGCAGCCUUCAGAGAGACAGGGGUCAUCCAACAGCUGCCUUCCCCUCUGGAGACAGCCCUCUAGCCAGCCCUGGGCUUCAAACAGACGAGUCCAAGGAGCUAAUGGUCACCUACUUCUUCUGUGGUGAGGAGAUUCCCUACCGCAGCAUGAUGAAGACUCACUGCCUCACCCUGGGACACUUUAAGGAACAGCUCAGCAAGAAAGGCAACUACAGGUACUACUUCAAGAAGGCGAGUGACGAGUUUGAGUGCGGCGCUGUGUUUGAGGAGGUGUGGGAGGAUGCCACAGUGCUGCCCAUGUAUGAGGGCAAGGUCCUGGGCAAGGUGGAGAGGAUAGACUAACACCACUUCGUUGCCAACCAACCAACGCCCUUCCCUGCCCAACCAAAAGCCAACCAUUGUUUAUUAACCUGAGCAAGAGACUUGUUGCAUAAAAAGUUCCUCUGGACUCUAGUAUUUUCUCUCUAUUUCUUAAUAUUAAGCUAACCAGAGUUAAUAUAUCCAGCACAAGAGGGAAGUGAUUGAAGGAAAACGAGCCAAUGAAGUAUGCUGAACCCAGAGGAGGUGCAGCC
Messenger RNA from Lampris incognitus (smalleye Pacific opah), 2606 nucleotides. RefSeq names its product axin 2 (conductin, axil) (gene axin2). The record is from RefSeq and is a predicted model, not a curated record. The transcript has 10 exons. Bases 1 to 2376 code for a protein of 791 amino acids. NCBI's taxonomy places the organism in Eukaryota, Metazoa, Chordata, Actinopteri, Lampriformes, Lampridae. Gene Ontology annotation, biological process: negative regulation of canonical Wnt signaling pathway.